This is a messenger RNA of Acanthopagrus latus (yellowfin seabream), 1636 nucleotides long. RefSeq names its product NADH:ubiquinone oxidoreductase complex assembly factor 2 (gene ndufaf2). Bases 108 to 596 code for a protein of 162 amino acids. The transcript has 4 exons. NCBI's taxonomy places the organism in Eukaryota, Metazoa, Chordata, Actinopteri, Spariformes, Sparidae. Gene Ontology annotation, biological process: mitochondrial respiratory chain complex I assembly. The record is from RefSeq and is a predicted model, not a curated record. Gene Ontology annotation, cellular component: membrane.
CACGAACACUUGCAUAAACAGCCCAGUGAGAGGAGGGCAGGCAGGCAGCAGCUAACAGGGGACACUCCAAAACAAAACCCAAAAAACCUUUGGGUUAUCCUGUAAAAAUGAGCAGGAUCGCCGGGGUUCUGCGGCGUACGUUUGGACUAGUGCGCGAACACGUCGGGACGGAUCAUUUGGGGAAUAAAUAUUAUUCUGUCCCAGAGCAGAAGACAUGGACAGGAAGGGUCGUCCAUGCCAAGCGGAUGGUAGAGACAGCCAAUCCUACAGAAUAUGAAUAUAUAGAAGGCAGCAUACCGAUAGAGUGGGACGCAUGGAUCCGAGGCAGACGGAAGGAGCCCCCCUCCGUCGAGGAGUUGCUGAAGAAUGAGUCUUACAGGGAGCAGAUCAAACUAAAGGCCAACGAGGUGGAGGAAAGAGACCUGGCCCUACAGGCCAAGGAGUACAAGGAAGGCCUGGUGGCCACUCCUGCAAGGACUUUGACCAAGGGCCACGCCUCCAGCACCAGCUUCGGCAAACAGGAGCUCAGCGAGGAACCCUCCACCGCUGGAAACACGUUUGAGCCUGGCUCCUGGAUACCCAACCCCAAGAAAUAGACAGACAUUCACACACACUCAGACUGCUAUAUAAUGUGAUACUAUCUUUUAGGAAAGCCCUGCAAUAAAUAUGACCAGUGUGAAACUGAUAUUCACUUUUAGUUGAAACUCUGAAUUCCAUGUUAGCAGAACCUUUCAGCUUAAUGCAAUCCAAGUCAGCAACUGAGGGAAGUAUUUGGUUCAAGGCUGUUUUAUUGGACAGUAUUACAUUAUACAAGGGGUUCUAUUUUUCCAGUCCCACCGUGUAUUAUAUACACAAGACAAUAACCCAUCAGUCCUCUGGAAGCUGACCAUAAGAGACCACAAUGAGUCAGUGUAGCUGAAAGGUCUGCUCAUAAACUAAGAAUGGUUUGCACUUCCAUAAGUCUAUAAAUACUGUGUAAUGCUGAAGUGAUAAUUCAAGAAUUUUCAAAUAAAUUGUUACUAUUGCUAUUUUAAUUAGUUAAAUUUGAUAGACUAAAUGUUGUCAUAUUCAAGAUGAUCGACAGAACAGAGCUCCAGAAACUACUGCAGUAAUGUUCAAUGUCCCUCAGUGAUGAUUAGCUUGAUUUGUGGAGGGCGCAUGUGGGAAAGCAGGAUUAAUCAUGAAAUUCUGAAAUCAGCCAGGAUGGUGCCAUGAAUGCAGCUGCAUUAGACAGUGACUGAAUGUUUCUGUUUUUGAUGGAGGUGGUAUGUGCUACGAAAUCAAAUGAAGAAUGGUCAAAUGAAUGAAUAACGCUGGAGCGUAUUGAUUCCCAGUAAGAAGUUCUUUCACUUGAGGUCAGAGUGCAUUGUUGGUCACAGAGUUGCUGCAGAAUGUUCAGCAGGGUUAGAUCACUGCUAAAAGAGCAGCAUGAACUGAGAUACUGCAGCUAGAACACUGUAUCCCUGCUCUGUGAUUUUCAAAGAGAUGAAAGUAUGCUGAACCCAGGUAUUAAUAAAACUUUAAGUGAAAGAAAAAAGGGGAAAAGAUCAGUAUAUGUCUAUUUCAAACGUUCCAGCUGCUUUACAAGUUCACAAGUGCUUAAAAAUCACUGUACCUAUAUAAAAAGUAUUCAUGA